Cyprinodon tularosa is the source of this 2530-nucleotide messenger RNA. RefSeq names its product kelch-like family member 14 (gene klhl14). Bases 640 to 2457 code for a protein of 605 amino acids. Gene Ontology annotation, molecular function: protein binding. The record is from RefSeq and is a predicted model, not a curated record. NCBI's taxonomy places the organism in Eukaryota, Metazoa, Chordata, Actinopteri, Cyprinodontiformes, Cyprinodontidae. The transcript is spliced from 9 exons.
GUGAAGGCAGAGAGAAAUUGACUAAUUAGCAAUGCGCACUAAAACUUGACGGUUCUCUCUAUAACAGCGAGGGAAAGAGUCGGGGUUUUUCUCCCCCCUUUUCUCUCUUCCAAAGAUGUUUGAAAUCGCAGUCAUUUACGCUCGACAGUUUUUACAAUAGCCUUGAGCCAUAAUUUUGCGAGUCUCUCCAGCAUCCAUACCCCUGCAUGGUCUCUCUCCACCGGCCAUGCACGACCGUUUCUCUCCCCAACCGUGGAUUUCCUAUUACUCUCGUUACGACUCACUGAGCCCCAGGCCCAAGGAUAAUGAUGUGUUGUUUCUUGGUAGCAUAAUUUGUCACACGUAUAUUUCUUCUUCUUCUCUUGCAGAAAGCACAGCUCCCUCUCAUACACUCACACACUUCUUGUUAAUUCAGAAGAACAAAUGAUCAACGUCAACAAAUAAGCUGAAAUAGUGACUUUAAGAAGUGGAAUCAAUGGUUAUUUGGAGACAUCUCGAAACAAAGACUUUAAAGGAAAGGGAUAUUCUUUAAAAAAGAGAGAACAAAGGAACAUUUGGAAGAUAUCUGGACUUUCUUUCUCUUUUUUUUUAUUUUGUCGUGAAGAGCAGAAGUCAGGUGGAGUUCAGAGGCAGGAAGUCAUGUCCAGAUCGGGUGAUAGAACAUCCACCUUUGACCCAACGCACAGUGACACCUUGCUGCAUGGGCUCAACCUCCUGUGGAGAAAGCAGCUUUUCUGUGAUGUGACUCUCACUGCUCAGGGACAGCAGUUCCACUGCCACAAAGCUGUGCUGGCAUCGUGUUCGCAGUAUUUCAGAUCCCUCUUCUCUUCCCAUAAUGUUAUUAGCAAUGAGGGAAGCAAGGGAGAUCAAGGCAGCAGUGGGACUCCCUCUUCCUCCCCUGAUGACAAGCUGGUGACCACCAGUGCCAGGCCCAUCAAUAACCUGGUCCUACAGGGCUGCUCCUCCAUUGGACUACGCUUGGUUUUGGAGUACCUCUACACUGCCAAUGUUACUCUUUCCCUAGACACAGUGGAAGAGGUGCUUUCAGUCAGCAAGAUCCUCAACAUCCCCCAGAUAACCAAGUUAAGUGUGCAGUUCCUCAACGACCAGAUCUCUGUGCAGAACUACAAGCAGAUCUGCAAGAUUGCUGCUCUGCACGGGUUGGACGAGACCAAGAAGCUGGCCAACAAGUACCUGGUGGAGGAUGUGCUGCUGCUGAACUUUGAGGAGAUGUGUGCCAUGCUGGAUGCCCUGCCUCCACCGGUGGAGUCAGAGCUGGCUCUCUUCCAGAUGUCCGUCCUCUGGCUGGAGCAUGACCGGGAGACACGCAUGCACUAUGCUCCAGACCUCAUGAAGAGACUGCGGUUCGCCCUCAUACCUGCACCAGAGCUGGUAGAGAGGGUACAAUCUGUGGACUUCAUGAGGAGUGACCCUGUGUGCCAGAAACUACUUCUGGAUGCCAUGAACUACCACCUGAUGCCAUUCAGGCAACACUGCAGGCAGACCAUGGCAAGCAGAAUCCGUUCCAACAAGCGAAUGCUGCUCCUGGUGGGUGGUUUGCCUCCUGGACCCGAUCGUCUUCCCAGCAAUUUGGUCCAGUACUAUGACGAUGAGAAAAAGACAUGGAAGAUCCUCACAAUAAUGCCUUACAACAGUGCACAUCACUGCGUGGUGGAGGUGGAGAACUUUCUGCUGCUGUUGGGUGGAGAGGACCAGUGGAACCCAAAUGGAAAGCACAGUACUAAUUUUGUCAGCCGCUACGAUCCUAGAUUCAACAGCUGGAUUCAGCUGCCUCCCAUGCAGGAAAGGAGAGCCAGUUUCUUCGCCUGCCGCCUGGAUAAGCACCUGUAUGUAAUCGGAGGUCGGAAUGAGACGGGCUACCUCUCUAGCGUGGAGUCCUACAACCUGGAAACAAACGAGUGGAACUACGUGUCUUCUCUGCCGCAGCCUUUAGCGGCUCAUGCAGGAGCAGUGCACAAUGGCAAGAUCUACAUUUCAGGAGGCGUACACAAUGGCGAGUAUGUGUCCUGGCUCUACUGCUAUGACCCCGUAAUGGAUGUGUGGGCUAGAAAACAGGACAUGAACACAAAGCGAGCUAUUCAUGUCUUAGCUGGGAUGAACGAUCGUCUGUACGCCAUUGGUGGAAACCAUUUGAAAGGUUUCUCCCAUCUCGAUGUCAUGUUGGUUGAGUGCUACGACCCAAAAGCUGACCAGUGGAACAUCCUCCAGACACCUAUACUGGAGGGGCGCAGUGGUCCAGGAUGCGCCGUUUUGGAUGACAGCAUCUUCCUCGUGGGUGGCUACAGCUGGAGCAUGGGGGCCUACAAGUCGUCAACCAUCUGCUACAGCCCAGAGAAGGGUACGUGGACGGAGCUGGAGGGAGAAGUUGCAGAGCCUUUGGCGGGCCCGGCCUGCUCCACGGUCAUCCUGCCCGCUUGCCUACCAUUCAACAAAUGACAACUAAUCCAGCCGGCGGGCAGUGAGGGGGACGGACAGCAGCAGAGUGAUUGGGGGGAGGACCGCCAAUAAA